Hibiscus syriacus is the source of this 4002-nucleotide messenger RNA. Its product is annotated as putative ABC transporter B family member 8. The transcript is spliced from 10 exons. Gene Ontology annotation, biological process: transmembrane transport. Gene Ontology annotation, molecular function: ABC-type transporter activity; ATP hydrolysis activity; ATP binding. The record is from RefSeq and is a predicted model, not a curated record. Bases 202 to 3921 code for a protein of 1239 amino acids. Lineage: Eukaryota; Viridiplantae; Streptophyta; Magnoliopsida; Malvales; Malvaceae. Gene Ontology annotation, cellular component: membrane.
GAAGUUAACAUCAUGGAAAGUCAGCAGACAUCAUUUCUGUGUAUAUUAUAUAAAUAGAUACACAAAUGCACCCAUAGUUGGUAGGGCAAAACAAGUGCUACCAACACUUUCUUAAUGUUUGUUUUUGCUUUUCUUCCCUUUUGCUUAGGGACACAUCUUUAAAAGCUUCUUUGAAGCUGAGGUUUUCGAUCAGAAUUAGGGAUGAAAAAAAUGGGUUCACCAGAGAAAAAUGGGUUCCUGAGGGAGAACAAAACCAGGCAUAAUAUAUUCAUAAUUUUCAGAUAUGCUGAUUGGGUUGAUGUUCUGCUGAUGGUAAUGGGUACCAUUGGAGCUAUCGGCGAUGGAAUGUCGACCAACUGGUUAAUACUCUUCGUCAGCCGUAUAAUGAACAGCUUGGGCUUUGGAAGUUCCCACAAAAACAGUAACAACUUCAUGGGAGAGGUCGAAAAGUGCACAUUAUACUUUACAUACUUGGGAUUAGCAGGCAUGGUGGUGGCUUUCAUGGAAGGGUACUGUUGGAGCAAAACCAGCGAGCGGCAAGUGCUGAAGAUCCGUUACAAGUAUUUAGAAGCAAUACUUAAACAAGAAGUCGGGUUCUUCGAUUCACAGGAAGCAACCACAUCGGAGGUCAUCAACAGCGUAUCCAAAGACACAUCUCUCAUACAAGAAGUCCUUAGCGAGAAGGUUCCAUUGUUUGUGAUGAACACGACGGCCUUCAUAUCGGGCCUGGCAUUCUCGGCAUAUCUUUCAUGGAGGUUGGCUUUGGUUGUUUUCCCGACAAUUCUUUUGCUGAUAAUCCCUGGAAUACUUUAUGGGAAGUACCUUUUGUAUAUCUCGAAGAAGGUUUCCGAGGAAUAUGGGAAGGCAAACGCCGUAGUGGAGCAGGCUCUGAGCUCGAUUAAGACGGUGUAUUCAUUCACGGCGGAGAGGAGGAUCGUGGAGAGGUAUUCGGCGAUAUUGGAUGGGGCGGUGAAGUUGGGGUUGAAGCAAGGGAUAGCCAAAGGGUUGGCAGUGGGGAGCACAGGGAUUUCUUUUGCCAUAUGGGCCUUUGUUGCUUGGUAUGGAAGUCAUCUGGUCAUGUAUAAAGGAGAGAGUGGUGGAAGGGUUUAUACUGCUGGUCUCUGCUUUAUCUUGGGAGGACUGGCACUUGGAGUAGCACUAGCUGAUCUAAAGCACUUCACGGAAGCCACCGUCGCCGCCGCCAGCAUCUUCGCCAGGAUCGACCGUACACCUCAGAUACAAAGCGAAGACACCAACGGCAUCGUGCUACCCACAAUCCGAGGAGACAUAGAGUUCGACAACGUCGGAUUCGUGUACCCCUCACGCCCCGAUUCCGUAGUUCUCAAACACUUCAACCUCAAAGUCGAAGCGGGCAAAACUGUGGCCCUUGUCGGUGCAAGCGGGAGUGGAAAAUCCACCGCCAUCGCAUUGGUGCAACGGUUUUACGAUGUAAACAACGGAGCGGUGAAAAUCGAUGGCGUCGAUAUAAGAAGGCUACAAUUGAAAUGGAUCAGAGGAAAGAUGGGGCUCGUUAGCCAAGAAAAUGCAUUGUUUGGGACUUCCAUAAGGGAAAAUAUAAUGUUCGGGAAGCUAGAUGCUACCAUGGAUGAAGUAAUGGCUGCUGCCAUGGCUGCUAAUGCUCAUAAUUUCAUUAGACAGCUUCCUCAAGGUUAUGAAACAAAGAUUGGGGAAAGGGGAGCACUGUUGUCAGGAGGACAAAAGCAGCGUAUCGCCAUUGCUAGAGCCAUUAUAAAGAACCCUGUGAUACUGCUACUUGAUGAGGCGACGAGUGCCCUUGAUUCUGAAUCGGAAACACUGGUACAAAAUGCACUUGAUCAGGCCUCCAUGGGAAGAACCACUCUGGUCGUUGCCCACAAGCUCUCCACUAUUCGAAAUGCAAACCUCAUUGCUGUUGUUGACAAUGGUUGCAUCAUUGAAAUCGGAUCCCAAGAUGACCUCAUGAACAUGAAGAACGGUCACUAUGCACGGCUCGCCAAGCUACAACGACAAUUCAGCUGCAGCGACCAUGAACACAAUCUCGAAACACGCCUUCCGUCUGCUGGAAGAACGAGUACCGGCAGGCUAAGCACUGCAAAAUCGAGCCCGAGUCCGGCUUUCUUUGCUACACCAAUGACUAAUAUAGAAACUUCUAAAUCGGUAUCUCAUCCCCCUCCUUCCUUCCUUAGGCUCCUCUCUUUAAAUUCGCCGGAAUGUAGACAUGGUUUGAUUGGUAGCCUCUCGGCGAUAGCUUUCGGAGCCGUUCAACCCGUCUAUGCUUUAACAAUCGGUGGCAUGAUUUCGGCAUUUUUCGCGACAAGUCACCAAGAAAUGCAGGCUCGGAUACGUACUUAUGCUUUGAUAUUUUCUUUGCUCACGUUGCUCUCCUUCAUUUUGAAUCUUAUUCAGCAGUAUAGUUUUGCUUACAUGGGUGAGCGGUUAACUAGGAGAAUUCGAAGUAGAAUGCUAGAGAAAAUGCUUUCCUUCGAACCUGCUUGGUUUGAUGAAGAAAAAAACUCCAAUGGAGCUUUAUGUUCGAGUUUGAGCAAUCAGGCAUCGAUGGUUAAGACUCUCAUAGCGGACCGAAUCUCGUUGUUAGUUCAAACUACUUCUGCCGUUACCAUCGCGAUGAUUAUCGGACUAAUCGUGGCAUGGAAAUUAGCAGUAGUGAUGAUUGCAGUCCAACCUCUUACAAUCAUGUGUUUCUACGCACGGAAAGUUUUGCUUUCCAGCAUUUCAACAAACUUCGUCAAGGCACAAAAUCAAAGCACUCAAAUAGCAGUGGAAGCCGUUUAUAAUCAUCGAAUAGUAACUUCGUUCGGGAGCCUCGGUAAGGUUCUUCAACUUUUCGACGAGGCACAAGAGGAACCGAGGAAAGAGGCUAGGAAAAAAUCAUGGCUCGCAGGGAUUGGUAUGGGGUCAGCUGUUUGCUUAACCUUUAUGUCGUGGGCUUUAGAUUUUUGGUAUGGAGGUACACUGGUUCAAAAGGGAGAUAUAUCAGCAGGGGAUGUGUUUAAGACCUUCUUUAUCUUAGUUAGCACCGGAAAGGUCAUAGCUGAAGCCGGAAGCAUGACCGCCGAUCUAGCCAAGGGAUCAACUGCGGUGACAUCCAUAUUCGAGAUCCUUGAUCGGCAAUCCUCGAUUUUUCCAGGAUCUCAAGGAGGAGAUGGCACCAAUGGAACAAAGCUAGAAAGAAUAAGUGGAAAGAUAGAGUUGAAGAAGGUUGAUUUUGCAUAUCCAAGCAGGCCGGAUAUGCUCGUGUUGCGCCAAUUUAGCUUGGAGGUGAAACCGGGUGCGAGCAUUGGACUAGUCGGGAAAAGCGGAUGUGGAAAAUCAACUGUGAUUGGAUUAAUACAAAGAUUUUACGAUGUCGAAAUGGGGUCGGUGAGAGUAGACGGUAUAGACAUAAGAGGACUAGACAUCCAAUGGUACAGGAGGCAAACGGCAUUGGUCUGCCAAGAGCCAGUGUUAUAUUCAGGCACCAUCCGGGAUAACAUUGUGUUUGGAAAGCUCGAUGCAUCUGAGAACGAAGUUGCGGAAGCAUCUAGAGCUGCAAAUGCUCAUGAAUUCAUCUCAGCAUUGAAGGAAGGAUAUAAAACAGAAUGCGGAGAAAGAGGAGUGCAACUAUCAGGAGGACAGAAACAAAGAAUAGCCAUUGCAAGAGCUAUAAUUCGGAACCCAAGGAUACUCUUACUAGACGAGGCGACUAGCGCUCUGGACGUGCAAUCUGAACAAGUAGUCCAAGAAGCUUUGGAUCGAAUCAUGAUGGGAAGGACCACCGUUGUGAUCGCCCAUCGGCUUAACACAAUAAAAAAAGUUGAUUCAAUCGCAUUUGUGGCCGAUGGAAAGGUGGUGGAGCGAGGUACCUAUGCCCAGCUCAAGAACCAGCAAGGAGCAUUUUCCAAGCUUGCAGACGUGGUAUAACUGACGAAGGAAAGAAUGGUUAUUCUCCUUCAAUGUUCACUGCCUUGGCUGGCGUUUCCUAUUUGGUUUUAAAUCGACAAC